AAGAAGCAACAUAGUUUUGUUUAUAUAAAGAUUGGAAACCAUCAAGAAAACUUAGCUUCAUCUGAAGGAAUUCGAUGAUCGGCGAUAUAUACCAUUCGAGUGAUUAUUUUAUACGAUGAGUGACGAUUUGUUUGAUGUCUUUGACGCAACCAAAGCAAAGAGACCUCAAGAUGCCAUAUUGGAAGCCAUGGAGACUGCAGAAACUUUGGAGGAAUUAGAUGAUGACGAGGAUGUUACAGAAGACCAAGCAAUUGAACCUCCAGAAAAGUGGAGAAAGCUAGAGUUGACCAUCAACGAAGAAAGAAGAAAGAAUAGUGACACACAAAUAGUCGACAACUUCCGUGAAAAUAAAAAGAAACCGCGGUCUUUUCACUUACAGGAGUAUUGUAGUGAUUCUGUGAACGAAACUUGUACAACAGACAGUGACUUGAAGACUAGUUGCAUUCACGACGUUUCCUUACCUGCCGAAUAUGGAGAAUAUCUUUUUGAACCUAAAGAAACAAGUCGUAAACCAGCAAAAGAAUAUAAAUUUACACUCGACGCUUUUCAACGAGAGAGUAUUCGGUGUUUGGAAAGAAAUGAGUCGGUGUUGGUUUCCGCACAUACUUCAGCAGGAAAAACCGCCAUCGCAGAAUAUGCUGUCGCUAUGUCCCUCAGAGAUGGUCAAAGGGUCAUUUACACUUCUCCUAUCAAAGCACUUAGUAAUCAAAAGUAUCGAGAACUUUACGAGGAAUUUAUUGACGUAGGUUUAAUGACAGGAGACGUGACUAUCAAUCCUAGUGCGGGUUGCCUAGUAAUGACGACUGAAAUCCUCAGAAGUAUGUUAUAUCGUGGGUCUGAAGUCAUAAGAGAAGUUGCUUGGGUCAUAUUUGAUGAGGUUCAUUAUAUGAGAGACAAGGAACGCGGAGUAGUUUGGGAGGAAACUAUUAUAAUGGUUCCUGAGAAUGUUCGUUUUGUAUUUUUAUCAGCUACUAUUCCUAAUGCCAGAGAGUUUGCUGAAUGGAUUGUUCAACUCAAGAAUCAACCUUGUCAUACUAUUUACACGGAUUCUCGCCCAGUUCCGUUACAGCAUUACUUAUUUCCGGCUGGUGGAGAUGGAUUGUAUUUAGUAGUAGAUGAGAAAGGACAGUUUCGAGACGAUACUUUUGAAAAAGCAUUGUCUAAAAUUGGAGAAAACUCAAUCAAGGACACUUCUAAAGGAGCAGAAAUGAAUAAGAAAAACAAAAAGGCUGCUAAAGGUGCUUCCGAUGUCUAUCGUAUUAUUAAGUUGAUUAUGGAGCGUGAAUACGAUCCCGUCAUUGUAUUUGCCUUUUCUAGAAGAGAAUGUGAAGCAUUGGCCUUACAACUCUCCAAAUUGGAAUUGAACACAGACGAACAAAAGUCUCUUGUAGAACAAGUAUUCGUGAAUGCAAUGGAUAGUUUAUCUGAAGAUGACAAAAAAUUGCCUCAAAUCACUGCAGCACUUCCACUCUUGAAGAGAGGCAUCGGUAUUCAUCAUUCUGGCUUACUUCCUAUUUUGAAAGAGGUUACUGAGAUUCUUUUCCAAGAGGGACUUAUUAAAGUACUAUUUGCCACAGAAACCUUUGCGAUGGGAUUGAACAUGCCUGCAAAGACUGUGGUUUUUACUGCAGUUCGUAAAUUUGAUGGAGAAGCCUUUAGAUUUAUUAGUGGAGGAGAAUAUAUACAAAUGAGUGGGAGAGCCGGUCGAAGAGGUUUAGAUGAAAGAGGAAUAUCGAUUUUGACAGUGGAUGAAAGGAUUCAACCGGAGACCGCUCGAGCCAUAUUGAAAGGUAAUGCGGAUCCUCUUCGUUCAUCCUUUCAUUUGGAAUACAAUAUGCUUCUUAAUUUGUUGAGAUCGGAAGAAGCCAAUCCAGAAUAUGUAAUAUCUCGCUCUUUAGCACAGUUCCAAGCAGAUAGAGCACUUCCGGAUAAUGAAGCUAAACUAAAUGAGCUUUUAAGACAAAAAGACGAAUUGAAAAUUUCGAUGGAAGAUGAUGUAAAAGAAUUUGCUGCUUACAAAGACCAAUUGGAAAGACUUCGAAGCAAAGUCCGUAACAUUGUUUUCCAAGCCAAAAAUGUACUUCCAUUUUUACAAGUUGGAAGACUUGCUCGAUUCUGUGUACAAGACAAAGAAGUUCGCGACUUUGGAUGGGGCGUAGUAGUUAAUUUCACAAAAAUGAAUACUUCACAAGUAAAAGAACAAGGUCUCCGAGAUAAAUUUCUUAUCGAUGCAUUAGUUUUUAGUAAGCCAUUGACUGAAACCAAUGAAAAAGUUUUCGUUCCCCCAAAAGGAGAAGAGGAUAUUGCACAAGCUUCUUGGAAUGUUUUGCCAUUUCAUUUGAGUGCAUUGGAUGGUUUGUCUUCCAUUCGUGUUUAUAUGCCUAAAGACCUUCGUCCACGGGAAAAUCGAUCAGCAGUGGGAAAGUCUGUUUCUGAAGUUAUGCGUCAGUUUCCAAAGGGCAUUCCUUUACUUGAUCCUGUAGAAGAUAUGGGUAUCAAGGAUGAGGAGUUUAGAAAGUUGAUUCGACAAGCUGAGUCUGUAGAAGACCAACUUUUCUCAUCCAAACUUGCACAAAAGUAUUCUCUGUCGCUUCACACAACUUAUCCAGAAGAACUUUCCAGACUGAUGGAUUCCUAUCAAAGGAAGGAACAAAUUCUAGUAGAAAUCAAGGCAGUCAAAAGACAAAUUCGUUUAGGCCAAGGACUUAUUUUACGUGAAGAGUUGAAACGAAUGUUGCGUGUUUUACGUCGUUUAGGAUUCAUCAACCAUGAAAAUAUUGUGGAAAAGAAGGGCCGAACUGCAUGUGAAGUUAACACAGCAGACGAGUUGGUCUUAACAGAAUUGAUGUUUCACGGUGCAUUUAAUGAAAUCAAGGCUGAAGUUGCUGUUGCUUUACUGUCUUGUUUUGUAUAUGACGAGAAACAAGACGAACAGUUACAAUUCUCUGAUGAGGAAUUGAAAGCUGCAUUUCAGACUUUGCAGAAUAUAGCUCGUAGGGUUGGUACGGUUACGAAGGAAUGUAAGAUACCUAUUGAUGUGGAUGAAUACGUACAAUCUUUUGACCCGAGUAUGAUGAAUGUUGUUUAUGCUUGGUGUCGUGGAGCCAUUUUUGCUGAAAUCUGUAAAAUGACGCAUAUUUUCGAAGGAAGUAUUAUUCGUUGUAUGCGUCGUUUGGAAGAGUUGCUAAGACAGCUUUCUGCAGCUGCUCAUAGUAUUGGCAACGAAGAAUUGGAGCAUUUAUUUGAAAAAGGAAGUCAGCUAUUGAAACGAGAUAUUGCUUUUCAAGCUUCCUUAUAUUUAUAAGUCUAAUAAGAUAGGACUCAAAAGAUAGUUUCCAAGUAUCAGUCAAAGAUGUUGUUAUUUUUUCCAUGAAAGAGUGAAUGUUAGCAGACCAUCGUUGGUAAAGAAAAGAAUUGGUUCUUUCAGUAUGUAUUAUUCUUAGA
Messenger RNA from Galdieria sulphuraria, 3444 nucleotides. Its product is annotated as ATP-dependent RNA helicase. Gene Ontology annotation, cellular component: nucleus. Gene Ontology annotation, molecular function: ATP binding; RNA binding; RNA helicase activity. Lineage: Eukaryota; Rhodophyta; Bangiophyceae; Galdieriales; Galdieriaceae. The record is from RefSeq and is a predicted model, not a curated record. Gene Ontology annotation, biological process: RNA catabolic process; maturation of 5.8S rRNA. The transcript has 3 exons. Bases 116 to 3304 code for a protein of 1062 amino acids.